UCUUAUUCAAUCAAAGAAAAGCAAUCAAAACUAUCCUAUCCUCUCCGCUAAAAUACCUAAUAAACAUCUUUAAUGUGUUAAUCAAUUGAACAAUCUUUAUCAAUUUCAAUCUUCCACGACCUUUCAUGUGCUUACCUUUAGCCGGUCAUUCAAUAUUUGUCCAAGUCAACGACCACCGAACCCGGACCCGACCCGCGUGAACCACCUUCAAGAGCCUUAACUAUUUCCGGUGAGGGUGAAAGCGACACAGAUACUGUGCGGUUGGGCAAGAGCACUUGUUGCAUUAAUGGCUGCCAACUCUCUGUAAAGUUAAAGGUAGAAUAUCACGACUGAGGAUUUAUUGAAGACAGAGACCAUAAGUCCGUUCCUUCCCAUGCUUGUUAUUUAUUGCUUUUUUGUUUCAUGGUUUGGUCCAGGCACCAACACUGGGACAACAUAGAAAACAGAAUCGAAGCUCGUGAUUGGAGAAGAUGAGCUGCGGUAGGCCGUCAUGAAGUUCAGUCAGGCAUUAUCACAAACAGCCAUGGAGGCUGUUUUGGAGGUGAUUUUAGUCUUCUUUUUGAUCCAGUGUGCGCUGGGGCAGGAAGUUCCGUUGAACUCCAGUGUCGAGCGGUCAGCAUUGCUGGACCUCCGGUCGUCGCUGGGGCUCCGGACCGUGAACUGGCCGAUAAAGGGUGACCCCUGCACGAACUGGACUGGAGUCCAUUGCCAAAACGGGCGGGUCGUCGGGAUCAACAUUUCCGGUCUAAAACGUACUCGUUUAGGACGUAUGAAUCCUCGGUUCAGUGUCGACUCUCUCGCCAAUUUGACAUUAUUGCAGUCUUUUAAUGUAUCAGGGUUUUUACUUCCCGGUUCAAUACCGGACUGGUUCAAUUACCGGCUGAGUUCGUUACAGGUGCUGGAUCUUCGUUCUUGCUUGGUGUCUGGUCCUGUACCUGUAUCGCUUGGUAAUAUGAGUAGGCUUAACGAGCUGUACUUAUCUGACAAUAAUCUCACUGGCAAUGUGCCUGCUACAUUGGGGCAGUUAAUGGAGAUAGCAGUUCUGGAUCUUUCACGUAAUUCCCUUACCGGCUCUGUUCCUUCUAGUUUGUCAUUGCUUGGUAACAUAAGUCGGCUUGACCUUUCAUCGAACUACUUAUCAGGGCCAGUUCCAAUAGAGUUGGGUUCUAUUUCAGGUCUGCAGUUCUUGAAUUUAUCAGAUAAUAGCCUCAUAGGGUCAAUUCCUGUCCAACUGGGUGAGCUUUCGCGAUUGAUUGAGCUCGAUUUUAGCAGGAAUUCAUUGGAGGGUCCGUUGCCAGAUGCGGUUUUAUAUACUCUUGUACAGUUGCAAAUUUUGCUUCUAAGUGGGAAUAAACUGGAUGGAGCUAUUCCUGGUGCGAUGUGGUCAAUGCCUAAUUUGCAUUUGCUUGAUGUAUCUGGUAAUCGCUUCACUGGUGUUUUGUCGAAUUUUAGUUUGAAUAGUAAUAUCACUGGUGCUUAUGCUGUGUUCAAUCUUUCCAACAAUUUGUUGUAUGGAACUCUCCCCACGUCAAUACUAGGGAAUUUCAGUUUGAUUGAUUUGUCGAGUAACUACUUACAAGGCAAGGUACUUGAUAACAGUCGAAACAAUAUUACUCUUCACCGGAAUUGCCUCCAGGUUGUGCGAAAUCAGAGGUCUUUGGAGGAUUGUAGCUUGUUUUAUGCUGAGAGAGGCUUAAGUUUUGAUAACUUUGGGGCUCAACAACCAACCCAGACACCUGUGCCACCGCCUGAACCAAAGAAGCGCAGACAAUGGAUAUAUAUUUUGGUUGGACUGCUGGGAGGACUUGGCUUCAUUGUGGUUUUAGCGUUGCUGAUGGUUUUGGUCCUUAGAAAGUGCAAUAAGGGAAGGGUGAAUCAGAGAGGGACUGCAAAUGUGGGGCCUGUUCCAGGAGGCAAUUCUUCACUGCCAAAGGAUCCUGCAAUAUUAUCUGGUCUAGGUGAAUCAUUCACAUAUGAACAGCUGCUUCGUGCAACUGGUGGUUUUAGUGAAAUAAAUCUCAUCAAACAUGGCCAUUCCGGGGACCUCUACCGGGGCUCUUUGGAAAGUGGGAUUCCCAUAGUUGUCAAAAAGGUUGAUUUGCAUUCCUUCAAGAAAGAAUCGCAUUUACUGGAGUUGGAAUUGUUUAGUAAGGUUCUUCAUAGUAGAUUGGUUCCGCUUAUGGGGCACAACUUCGAUCACGAAAAUGAAAAGCUCUUGGUCUACAAAUAUAUGCCACAUGGAGACUUGGCUAAUUCCUUGUUCAGGGUUACAACUUCAGAUGAUGAUGGUUUACAGUCUCUUGAUUGGAUCACAAGGUUGAAAAUUGCCAUAGGUGCUGCUGAAGGUCUAUCUUGCUUACACCACGAAUGUAACCCUCCCCUUGUUCAUAGAGAUGUUCAAGCGAGCAGCAUUCUUCUUGAUGAUAAAUUUGAAGUGCGGCUUGGAAGCCUGAGUGAGGUUCGAGCCCAAGAAGGUGAUUCACACCAAAGUUUGCUAACGAGGUACCUGCGGAAGCGACAACCUUCUGAACCAGGCCCAUCUGGCUUAUCAUCAGCAACUUGUGCUUAUGAUGCAUACUGUUUCGGGAAGGUUUUACUCGAGCUCGUGACUGGCAAGCUUGGCAUCAGCAGAACAAAUGAUGCCGGUACAAAGGAGUGGUUGGACCACACUCUUCCUUACAUCAGCAUAUAUGACAAGGAACUGGUCACUAAGAUUGUUGAUCCAUCUCUGAUGAUAGAUGAGGAUUUAUUGGAAGAGGUAUGGGCCAUGGCAAUUGUUGCAAGGUCAUGCCUUAACCCCAAGCCAUCCAAACGUCCCCCUAUGAAAUAUAUCCUCAAGGCAUUGGAGAAUCCAUUGAAAGUGGUGAGACAGGACAGUUCUAACUCUUCAAGGCUGAGAACAUCUUCAUCUAGGAGGUCUUGGACUGCUUCUUUCUUUGACAGUUGGCGACGCAGCUUAUCAGAGGGUGCUCCCGCUCCUGGCCACGCGUAUGGAGAAGGUACCAAUGGCUUAAGACAGACGGGGAGAGUAGGCUCUCACGGCAGUCAUAGGAUCGAACAUUCAUUUUCAGCUAAGAGGUUGUCCAAUGAGAUUUUCCCCGAACCACUCGAAAUGCAAGACGUAGAGAGGCAAGAUUAGCAUUAGUUAAACGUUGGUUUGGCAUCUUUAAACGAUUUCAUUGCCCCGACCUGCAAGUGCUGAACAGCUCUUUUGAACCCUUCACCAUGUACAGCUGCUACUCAGAGUUUGACACUCAAUGAUGACUAUAUCUCCUGCCCUAUAUCUGUUAAAACCUUGAAACUCCAAUGAGGGGGACAUUCAUAAGGGACCAUGGAAGAAGGAAUCUUUCAGCCAAAUGCAACCACAGGGUACGAGUGCUUGUUUAGUUUGAGAACAUGCUACCUUUUUUUUCACUGUAAUUGAUACUUGUUCAUAUAUCCGAGAGUGAAUAUAAUUGUAAAAGAUGAGGGUUUCUCCUAGACUUUAUUAGGUUCCAAUGUGUUCACAAAUUAAAAGAAAUUUGCCAAUUUGAUACGUAGACGUAUUGUCAACGUUUGAAAUUCA
Molecule: messenger RNA, 3565 nt
Organism: Tripterygium wilfordii
Lineage: Eukaryota; Viridiplantae; Streptophyta; Magnoliopsida; Celastrales; Celastraceae
Product: probable LRR receptor-like serine/threonine-protein kinase At2g16250
Exons: 5
Coding region: 491-3139 (882 amino acids)
Biological process (GO): protein phosphorylation
Cellular component (GO): plasma membrane
Molecular function (GO): protein binding; ATP binding; protein kinase activity
Source: RefSeq, a predicted model, not a curated record